Paramecium sonneborni is the source of this 631-nucleotide messenger RNA. Lineage: Eukaryota; Ciliophora; Oligohymenophorea; Peniculida; Parameciidae. The record is from the annotation of a GenBank genome assembly.
UAUCUAUGUUAUCAUCUCCAUCUAGACGAUUAGUCAAGAAAGACAUUAAACCUGUGAGACCUUCUAUGUUUUUAAAUGAUUUUGACAUAUCUUCAUUGUCUUAAUUAAUAACAAUCAAAAAAGAUGGUAAUGAGGCUUCAACUAGAAGUAUAGACACCUUAGGAUCAUAAACUCAACCUAAUGAUAUGUCUGAUAAUGGAAGCUCAAUAUUUUUACCUGUUAUAGAGGAGAAAUCAAAAAUUCGAUUCAUCAAAUAAACUUCAAAUCCAAAACAAUCUAUAACUUCGAGAAAAGUUGUAAUAACAUAAUCAGACUCUAUAUCACCCAUGACAAAAUCAGAUAUUUAUUUACCAUCAAUUAAUUCAAUUCCAAAUUCACCAACAAAAUUUUUAAUUCCAAACCAUAAAAGACAUUUAACAAAUGUUGAAGAAUAACAUAAAAAAGUGGAGUUUAGAAAGUCUAUUUAAGUUAUAGAUUUUAUUAACAAUAUUAUCACCAAAGAUGUAAUUGAUGGAAGUGUUAAACCAUUGAAAAAAAAAUUGUAAAGAUAAUAAACAAAAAUGAUAAAAAAAGAAUGACCACCACUAUUUACUACAAUGAUUUUUUUAAAACUAAUCUAUAUUAUACAAAU